AUGUCUGAAGCAGCACAAGAUCAAAUGGAGAUUAAGUUUAGGUUGAUUGAUGGAUCAGAUAUUGGCCCGAAAAAUUUCCCUACGGCUACAAGCGUUGCAACCUUGAAGGAGAAUAUCAUAGCUCAAUGGCCUAAAGAGAAAGAAAAUGGUCCACGGACAGUCAAAGACAUCAAACUAAUUAGCGCGGGAAGAAUAUUAGACAACAACAGAACUAUUGAGGAGUGUAGAAGCCCAUUAUACGACAUUCCAGGAGUAGUCAUGACCAUGCAUGUUGUGGUUCAAUCACCAGCAACGGAAGUAAAGAAGUCGCUGAGUGACUCGAAGCAGAAUAAAUGUGUCUGCAUUAUAUUAUGA
Fraxinus pennsylvanica is the source of this 354-nucleotide messenger RNA. NCBI's taxonomy places the organism in Eukaryota, Viridiplantae, Streptophyta, Magnoliopsida, Lamiales, Oleaceae. The record is from the annotation of a GenBank genome assembly.